This is a messenger RNA of Meyerozyma guilliermondii ATCC 6260, 960 nucleotides long. It is a transcript of the gene RAD10, whose product is annotated as Rad10p. Gene Ontology annotation, biological process: nucleotide-excision repair; UV-damage excision repair; mitotic recombination. The record is from RefSeq and is a predicted model, not a curated record. Gene Ontology annotation, molecular function: single-stranded DNA binding; damaged DNA binding. Gene Ontology annotation, cellular component: ERCC4-ERCC1 complex; nucleotide-excision repair factor 1 complex; nucleus. Lineage: Eukaryota; Fungi; Ascomycota; Pichiomycetes; Serinales; Debaryomycetaceae. The transcript has a single exon. Bases 1 to 960 code for a protein of 319 amino acids.
AUGGAACAGUCGUCGUUUGCAAGUAUAUUGGAGGGGGUGAAGCGGAUGCGAGAGGAGUAUGGGGAUGGGGAAUCAGAAGGAGGAGGGCAAGGUGACAAGAGUGAGGAAGCUCAACAGAAUCAACAAAGUGAGCAAAAUCAUCAAAAUCAGCAAAACCAGCAAAAUCAUCAAGAUCAUCAAAAUCAACAAAACCACCAAAAAGAACAAAACCAGAACCACGUACAAAACCAACAACAAUCCCGCGACCGGAUCCAGCCUCAUCGGCGCCGACCAGCUCCACAAUCUUACUCGGCAGUUCAAGUCUCCAACUCACAAAAAGGCAAUCCAUUGCUCAACAAUUCUUUGAUGAAAACCACCCCGUGGUCAUUCAACGGGUCUAUUCUCUCCGACUACUACAUCAAUGCUUCCGUUCAGAUACUCUUUCUUUCAUUAAAGUACCAUAAAGUGCAUCCCGAGUACAUAUGGCAGCGACUCAAGAAACUACACAGGGGAUCAUCGGUGUCUUCCCGUUCCGAUAAUUCGCUUCGAGUGCUCUUGGUGGUGGUGGACAUCGAUGCCUACAACGAGGUUCUUCGAAAGUUGGCAGAUUUGUGUAUUAAACAAGACUUGUCUUUGGUACUUGCUUGGUCGUUUGAGGAAGCUGGAAACUAUAUAGCAUACGCCAAACAAUACGAGACUUCAGCUUCCAAUGCAACGUCGGCUAUUCGUGGGAUCAAAAGCCAAGAUUAUCGAGCAGCAGUUGUGGAAACUCUUACUUCGGUGCCGGCGGUGAACAAGACUGAUGUGGUCAACUUGUUGGCCAAUUUUCACUCUUUUCACAAUGUGGUGAAAGAAGGUUCCAACGGGACCAAAUUGGGCGAUAUACUGGGGAUGGGCAGCCGCAAGGUGGAGAAUAUGAAACGGGUGUUCACCGAGCCGUUUAUAUAUAAUAAGGAGUACGGUAGGACUGAACUGAACUGA